CCACCGCCAAUUGAUCAAUGAUCAACGGAAUCUGAAAACUGUGUUAGUCUGUAACGUCUUAAUUACAAAGAGCUUAUUGAUAACAUAAACACCUGAAGUCGUUUAAAGUUCUGAGUGUAUUAAUCGUUACGAAUAUAAGUGCUUCAGUUGUCAGUGGUGGGCUAAACUAACUUAAUAGGAUCGCGGAUGACUCUUCUAACCUAGCGUCGGCUUUACGAGAUAAUUUGUCAUGUAAAAUACGUCAACUAUUUCAACCUUUAAAAUCAGCAAAAAAAAAAAGAAACAAAAAACGUCCGGCAUCUGCUAUAAAGAGUGGCAGAGUGGAGAGAGUGGAGUUCUAUGAAAGACUGUUUUUAACAUCUCCAUGGAGAGUUCAACAGUUCUGAGAGUGGAAUUCAGAGAAAGCCGAGUUGGCAGUGAAAUGCUAGUAAUUAAUGGUUGUAAGUAUACAGUGAAUAGGCGUUCUGGUGAGACUGUCUACUGGCGCUGUGUCUAUUCAUGGUGUCAUUCUCGGGCUGUCAUAAAGGCAGGACAAUUGCGAUCAGCCAGAGGUGCACAUGUUUGUCCCCAGCCUCAUCAAAAUGAAGCUUUAGCGAAAAUCCAAAAGCUACCAGUGCAACCAAGUAUAGUAUCUGAAAUGUCAGAUAACAUCAUCUUAAAAAACAAAUCCAACUCCCUUGAUGAUGCAGAAGAUUUCGCAAAAAAAAAAAAAGCAAAUGGCAGCUUCUUGGAAUUUGUUGAAGACAAAUCAGUGUUAACCAAAACCGAGGAUCCUGAUGAUCAAUUGUGUGAUGAUGACAUUGCUUGGAAAGAAAGAAUAUUAAAGGGCCUCAAAGUUUAUUCUGAGGCUGAACGACACCGUCGCUUUAAAGUUGCAUAUGACAACCGGAAAGCAUGGUUGAGUAACAAGAAAUAUUUCAAUGAAAAAAUUUCUGGCUGCAUAACAAAAUGGACAAACAGCAAUGCUACUUGGACCCAUAGUAAUGACUGGCCAACAAGAAGCCACUGUAUGAAGCUGACCAAACCUGAGCGUGGAGCCGGAAUGUUUGUUGAACAACCCUUCGUACCCAUCAAGAUUAUCGAGCACGUCAAUCCUCCGCUUCAGGAAAAGAGCCUUAAAGAGGAAAGUGAAUUUUACAAAAUGGAGGAACCCGAAAUAAAAAAGGAAUCAGGGAAAAAGCGCAGCGACAAAGUCAAUAGAAUGCGAAAAGGCAUUGCAAUUGAAAAUCAUGAUGAUUCUCAUGAAAUGGCUGUAGUCAAGAAAGAAGACAUCAAGCGUUUUAGAAGCAAUAGGAAGUGUCCAAUAUGUGGGAAGACAGUACAGUCAGCCAUUGAGAGACACCUGAAUGUUCACUAUGGAAUCAAACCUUACAAGUGUGGUCAUUGUGAUAAGUUGUUUUCGCAGGAGCAUAACUACCGCGCCCACAUUAGAAGUCACAAUUCUGACACUCCAUUCAGCUGCACAAUUUGUCCAAAAAAAUUUGCAUCACACGGUACUCUAAAGAGGCAUAUUAUGAAUCAUUCCGGUGGAAGAACAUUUCCAUGCAAUAUUUGCGGAAAGAUAUUUCGAAAAAGUGAAGCCUUAGGUUUUCAUACUUGCAAGGUUCAGUCCGAGGAAAAAGAUUUCCAGACGCCGGACGUGAUGGUAGGCAGUUACGAUGAAGGAAGAGAAACUCAGCUUCGCAUACCUGGUAAAAUAUCUAGUCCAGUUAAAAGGAAGAAGAAUAUGCCUUGUGAUUUAGAUGCCUUGGAUGAAGGUGAUGAAGAAAAGCUAUCAAAAACAAUCGACUUACGUUUGUUAGAGGAAGCAUUCAGGCAAAGGAUAGAGCAACCGCAACAGAACCAUAGGGAAGAAGUUGAGUCAUCAGUGUCGGCUUCUUGUAAAUUUACGUUGGAUAAGUUGAAGUACGCAGACUUCCUGCAACCUAAAGUUGCACUCUCAAAAUCUUUGAGUGUAACCAUUAUCAAGAUAAUGUCUGAAGCUGAAAUAUCAGCAAAACGCCAAACUCCAGUCUUUAGUAAUCUAUGGUUUCACAGUUAUGCAAAAUCGUUUGAGUCGUGAAAGUUUGCUGCAUACGUGUAUGCAGCGACCAAUUAGUGUUUUUAGUUCAUUCAAUUCUAUAUCCCGAUCCUGCCACCUGCACUUUCUCUUUAGUGCAAAUAUUAGCUCGAUUUAUUUAUGACGGUAUGUUUCACUUGUUUCAGUC
Molecule: messenger RNA, 2207 nt
Organism: Daphnia carinata
Lineage: Eukaryota; Metazoa; Arthropoda; Branchiopoda; Diplostraca; Daphniidae
Product: zinc finger protein 69 homolog
Exons: 10
Coding region: 365-2062 (565 amino acids)
Cellular component (GO): nucleus
Source: RefSeq, a predicted model, not a curated record